AGGAGAGCUGUUCUAAGUCCCCUGAUAAUUUUUGUGGCCUCUGCUGGACCUGCUCCAACAGGACCGUUCUUUCCUGUGCUGAGGACACCAAAGCAGGAUGCAGUACUCCAGGAGGGGUCUCAACAGAGUGGAGCAGAGGGGAGAAUCCCGGCUUUUGGUCUCUUGUUGAAUCUCAUGAGGAUUCUGUACUUUUUAAGGAUCCUGGCUCUUUUGUUUCCUGGGAGUAUCCCUGUGCUGAGGAGUGCAGCUGUGCUCAGAGGUGUAUGAGCAAGUAGGUUGCCAGCACUUUGAUGGAGACAGUUAUUCCCCUCUCAUCAACAUUUGUGAGACUUUAUCUGGACUAUUGAGUCCAGUCCUGGGCUCCCCUGGACAAGAAACAACACUGGUGUCUUGGAGCAGGACUACCAAACUCGUCAGGGGCUGGAGCAUGUGAUGUGUCAGGAGAGGCUGGAAGGUAGAUGUCUUCAGCUGUAAGGGAGGAUGAUGCUGUGUCACUGUGUGCAGGUGAGGGUAGAGAAGUUGAAGCCAGACUUUUCUUGAAAGUGUAUAACGAAAGGGCAAGGAGCACCUUUUCUUUUUUGCCAUGGAAAUGGUCCAACAUGGGAGUGGGCCCAGAGAGGUUGUGGCUCAGUUCCUAGGCACAGUUUACUUUAUUAGACUAUACGUUACAGCGCCUCAAAUGUGAGCAGAGAAUUCCCCUUUGCUCCUCAAGGUCCCUUUGUGCACUGUUCAAAAGCCGGGCUUUAUAGGAAGUAUUCCAUGUUGUGCUGAAUGCUAAGUGCCCAAGUGCCUGUUCCACAGAAAUCAUGCAUGUCUGAAAGAGGCUUUGGUGCUUAUAGAAAAAGAAAAGGUCAUAGAAUCAUAGAAUGGUUUGGGUUGGGAGACCUUAAUGAUUAUUCAGUUCCAGCCCCCCAGCCAUGGGCAGGGACACCUCUCACUGGAUCAGGUUGCUCAAAGCCUCAUCCAGCUGGACCUUGAACACCUCCAGGGAUGGGGCAUCCAUGACUUGUCUGGGCAACCUGUGCCAGUGUCUCAUCACAGUAAAAAAUUUCUUCCUAAUGUCUGAUCUAAAUCUCUCCUCUUUCAGCUUAAAACCGUUACCCCCGGUCCUAUGCCGGCACUCCCUCAUAAAGAGCCCCUCCCCAGCUUUUCUGGAGGCCUCUUUAAGUACUGGAAGGCUCCUGUGAGGUCUCCUUGGAGCCUUCUCUUCUCUAGGCUGAACAACUCCAACUCUCUCAGCCUGUCCUCUUGUGGGAGGUACUCCAUCCCUCUGAUCAUCUUUGUGGCCUCUUCUGGACCACCUCAAGUCAUUCCUGUGCUGUACAUGUCAUCAUGUACCGAAACUUUCUUUAUUUCUGCACAAAAAUACACACACACAGACAUGCACAGCUUGAAAGUUAAAUUAUACUGCUCACCGGUAACUAAGGAAUUGCUGUUGACAAGCUGGAAAUACAAGUUUUGGGAGAAUCACAUUGUUGCAUUGGAAGUUGAAACUCCAACUCAGAUUUCUUUAGUAGAUGAAACAUCUGGUGAGAAAGAAGAUAUAGAGGUGACGCUUCUACCAGCUGGUCACUGCCCAGGAUCAGUCAUGUUUUUGUUUGAAGGUGGAAAUGGCACUGUGCUGUACACAGGAGAUUUCAGGCUUGCAAAAGGAGAAGCAGCCAGAAUGGAACUUUUGCACUCAGGGACCAGAGUAAAAGACAUCCAAAGUGUGUAUUUGGACACCACUUUCUGUGAUCCUAAAUUUUAUCAUAUACCAAGCCGGGAGGAAUGUUUAAAUGGGAUCUUAGAGUUGGUGCGAAGCUGGACCUCCCUAACUCGCAAUCAUGUUGUGUGGCUGAAUUGCAAAGCUGCUUAUGGAUAUGAGUAUUUGUUCAUAAAUCUCAGCGAGGAACUUGGAAUCAAGGUGCAUGUGAACAAACUUGAUAUGUUUAGAAACAUGCCAGAAAUCCUCUACCAUGUUACUACGGAUCGAUGCACGCAGAUUCACGCCUGUCGACAUCCUCAGGAUGAUGACUGCAUUCGAGGGAACAGGCUGCCCUGUGGGAUGACUUGCCAAAAUGGAGCUCCCUUGCACAUAAUCAGCAUCAAACCCUCUACCAUGUGGUUUGGAGAAAGGAUCAAGAAAACCAAUGUAAUAGUGAGAACUGGGGAGAGUACAUACAGAGCCUGUUUCUCUUUCCACUCUUCAUACAGUGAGAUUAAGGAUUUCCUGAGCUACAUCCAUCCUGUGAAUGUGUAUCCUAAUGUACUGCCAGUUGGGGGGACAGAAGACAGACUUAUGGAAAUAUUAAAGCCAUUAUGCAGGGCGUACAGGAGAAACAUGGAGCCCAGGUACAAGCCCUUAGGAACACUGAAGAGACUCCACAAGAGAGACUUAUCUGACACAGAUGAAGAUGAUCUCUUUGAUACAGAAUUAAUUUCUGCAAGGCCCAAGAUUCCAAAACAGCAGAGGGAAGAGAGCAAACCCUCCAGCACAGGUCAACCUGAAAAUGCUGAAGGAAACAUAAGUAAGAGCAUAAAUAGUUACCAAGUGCCCACAACUUACACCUCCUUCAAGGUAGACUUCAUGGACUGUGAAGAAUCAAAUGAUGAUGAAGAUGAUGACGAUGAUGAAGAAUCUGAAAAAAAUGUUGUUCCAAUUCUUUCCCAAGAGCCAGAUGCCACUUCUCCAUCAAAUUGCAAUGGAGUAACUGGUGACCAACAGGAGUCUGAUGCUGAGGUCCCUCGCUGGGAUGCAUUUUUUAAGUGUAACAACCUAGAAGAAAGCUCUGAAAAUGAGGAUAAUUUCCCUUCUUCAACGGAUGCUGGUGGGUCGCAGUCACUCUUCAGUGAUUCGGAUGGAGUAAGCGACUCAACACACAUCUCCUCCCAAAAUUCUUCUCAGUCAACACACAUAUCGGAGCAGGGGAGUCAGGGCUGGGAUAGCCAAACAGACACUGUACUCAUUACCUCCCAGGAGAGAAAUGCCUUGGACUUCAGCUGCUUCAGCAAAGGUGGGAGCAGAGCCCUUGUUUCUAUAGUGCAGGAGACUGCCAAGGACAGCCAACCUGGCAGCAGCAGGGCGAAGCCACUGGGUCAACACACAGCUUGUGCCUUUGAUGCUGCCUGUGACUUGAAAAGCAAAGACUGUGAGAAAGAUGCAGAAGACAGCACUGUUCACGUUCAAGAUGCACUGAUGGAACUAAGCGACAGCUCCAGAACUCCUGAUCUAGAACUGAGGAGAGACUCCCAGAGCUCGUCCGACUUUGAAAUUCCCUUGAUGCCUGAUGCUGAAGUGCCUCGGCUAGACAAACUGCACUGUUUAUAUAAGAAGCUAGCAGCAGGUGAAAACAUAAUCAAGGAGAAACAAGUCUCCUGAAGACAGAUAUAAUGGAUGAUAUCACAAUAAUAAGUACUGAAUUUUGUUUAUUAAACCCCAAAUUAUUUUUCUAUUUCGUGCCAAUUACUACUGGAAUUGACACAGUAUUUCAGAAGUACCUUCCUGUCACAAGUAGACCCCUGCAGCCUGUGUAACUUCAUUGUUCCUUCCAUAAAGUACAGAAAAGGAAGUAUUCUUAGAAGAGACUGUAAAAGCUUUCUACAAAACUAAGGAUAGAACACUAAUAAAACUUAGUGUUUCUUUUGAUCAUGAGCUCUAAGAGUUCACCUUUGAUAUAUAUGUGAUCUCAGGUUUUAAUGAAGUCCUAAAUCUUUAACUGUGGGGCGGAACACGACAUCUUUCCUUUUCCUUUUCAGGAACAACCGUGCAAACAAUAUAAUAGUUUCACUUUGACUUUAAUCCUGAGUUUUUACUGCAGUUAUUUUAAAAACAACUGCAGAACAGACUACAGAAUUAUUCACAAAAGCUGGUUUUUUUUAAAAAAGUAUUAUUUCUUUCAAAUAGUUAAUCUCUUGAGGCCGAGCAAGUGUUGUCAUAGAAUCAUGAUGAUUUGAGUUGGAAGGGACCUUAAAGAUUAGCCAGUUCAAACCCUCUGCCACGUGCAGGGACACCUUCCACUGGAUCAGGUUGCUCAAAAACCUCAUCCAGAUGAAUGAGGUACUGCAUACCAUUGUCUGUGGUUUAAAUCCAGCAUGUUGCACACAAUUUGUCAUCAGUUCCUGUGUGUUUUGGUUUAUUCUGAAAUGUUUUUCAGAACAAGUCAAAACUAAAUCCUGUAGCUUUAGGUUCCAGAGCUACCAGCAGCAGUCAGCUCUGGCGGCUGUCGCAGCAACAGAAUUUGACCAGUUAUCCUGGAUACAUUGUAAUGUUACUCAAGACCCUUGCAAAACUAAAUUUCACCUGUUACUUUGUGUUGACUUCACUGAAUUCAGACACGUUUACAUUUUUAAAUCAAGACAAUAGGUUCUAUGCACGUGUGGCCAUAACAAACUCUGCCAAAAUUCUUAGUUUCCAAAAUGAAAAUGUAAAUCAGGUUGUUGUUCAACUGCAGUCCCUGCAAAAAAGCCUAGACAGCAGAAAUCAUCUAAAAAUCCAUGUAUUUUCCCAUCCACAAAGUCUUAAAGAACUAACAGACUUUAGUAUGUCAGCUCUCCCCCGAGUAUGUCUUCAGCCUUUUUGCCGUCUUCAGUGAUACACGAGUGCUAAACCAGCCAGCAUUCUGCUAGUACGAACAGAGUGGUAGGGGGCUAUCACUGAUGUAUGGUUUUAAGGAUAUUCAAAGUCCAUUUUUUUUCCAUUGUUACCUUGCCCAUUCCAUUCCUGGGAUUUCUUAACAUUCUCUCCAAACGUGGCCUAUCAACUUUUUUCUUUCAGCAAGCUUAAGUAAGUGAAACUGCUGUUGUUUCUACCUCUGUGAAUAAAGUCAUACUGAGCAGAACUCCCAAUCUGGUGGCUCGCUUUCUUUACUGUAAAACAUAUUUAAAUUCAGGGCUGAGUGUACAGUAUGCUUAAGAAUACGGGAAUGCAGGCUGCUAUAGACAAGUUGACAGUGCAAAUUUAUACCAGUUCUUGUCAGCUGUAAACUGAAUAGUAAGCACACAACUUCCCCAGGGCUGCUCUGCUGCAGUCAGUAUAGAGCUAGACAAUCUGGGUUGAAAGACUGCAGUCUUAAAGCAAAUUCUACAGCUAAUUUUGACAGGCUAAGAUAUUUUUUUUGUUAAGAAUGACAACAACAAAAGAAAAACUAAAUUUAAUUUAUUUUAUCAAAAACUAUAGGAAGAUAGCAAUACUAAAGAUCACACAUUAUGAAAAGAAAAUGUUCCUGAGCUUACAAACUGCAUAUUCUAAUGUAUACAGUCCUAAAACAUACAUUAGAAAUAACCAAAAGAUUGACUUUUGAGGUUAAAUAAAUCAACAAUAGCUUUUCUUACCGGUGAUCUUGCAGCUUCAAUUUUGAUACCUAAAAAAAAAAAUUCCCAACAAAAGAGAAGAGCUAGAGGAUAAAUCACAGGUUACCAGUCUCUCGUAAGUGCAUGUGCACAACUAAACUGGUGGCUGUGAUGAUGCUAACACGAAGCAGAACAAAGGCAGAAGCUAGGCUGGUUUAGGCUCUUUACGGAACUGGAAAUAGUAUUUUUUUCUCCUUUUCCAAUU
Molecule: messenger RNA, 5536 nt
Organism: Cuculus canorus (common cuckoo)
Lineage: Eukaryota; Metazoa; Chordata; Aves; Cuculiformes; Cuculidae
Gene: DCLRE1C
Product: DNA cross-link repair 1C
Exons: 13
Coding region: 1112-3361 (749 amino acids)
Biological process (GO): interstrand cross-link repair; double-strand break repair via nonhomologous end joining; protection from non-homologous end joining at telomere
Molecular function (GO): damaged DNA binding; 5'-3' DNA exonuclease activity
Source: RefSeq, a predicted model, not a curated record